Molecule: messenger RNA, 1637 nt
Organism: Delphinapterus leucas (beluga whale)
Lineage: Eukaryota; Metazoa; Chordata; Mammalia; Artiodactyla; Monodontidae
Gene: SMIM12
Product: small integral membrane protein 12
Source: RefSeq, a predicted model, not a curated record
CGUCCCGGCAGGCAGUUCCUACCCCCGAGCGGCUGCUGGGCCGCCCGUAGCUGUGGCGACGGCUGGUGGCCUUGACCUCUGAGUUAGGGGAAGGGAGAUGGCGAGCGUCCGCUGCGGCCCUGGCCAGGCUAGACUGCUCCCUCUCUUCCCCGGGCUCGGCGUGGGAGUCUGAGCGCCCUGCAGACAUUCUGCAGCCCGGGCUUCUCGGCCUUAGGCACGUGGGUGAGGACAGACCAGACGAGGCCGUGAGCGUGGUGGGAUAGGGGCAGGGGACCGGGAACCUAGAGGAGGGAGAAGGGCAGACCCUUGGACCUGAUCUCCUUGCGCUCUCAUACCCGGACCGGGCUCAGUAACGGUCAGAAUGAAUUCUUCCACCCAGUAAGGUCUCCUCUGCCCUUGUUAGCAGUUCUCAAAUCUCGGACUGCGGCUUAGCGUCUCCUUGGGCCUCCGAGGUCCCCGGCACAAGGGCAGGUUUCCCGGCAACCUUUACCGUUUGACCUUCACCGGACGCUCAGGCUCCUUCAGUGCGGGGCUGGAAAUAUUUGCCACUUUUGCCUCUUUCGUUUUGACACCCUGGAGAUGACUUGUUAGAGUAUCUAGCUUCUUGUAAUCAGCAAAGGCACCUGCUGUGUUCCUGCCGCCUUUCGAGGGCGGGUGGUUAGAUGACUGCGGUGGUUUUACACAAAUGUCAUGUGGCCUGUGCUUUGGACCGUGGUGCGUACCUAUGCUCCCUAUGUCACCUUUCCCGUGGCCUUCGUGGUUGGGGCUGUGGGCUACCACCUGGAAUGGUUCAUCCGGGGCAAGGAUCUCCAGCCUGUGGAGGAGGAGAAGAGCAUCUCGGAGCGCCGGGAGGACCGCAAGCUGGAUGAGCUGCUAGGCAAGGACCACACCCAGGUCGUGAGCCUUAAGGACAAGCUGGAAUUUGCCCCUAAAGCUGUCCUGAACAGAAACCGCCCGGAGAAGAAUUAAUGGAGGACACAGGGCCCUAUGGGUCCUUCUGGGGGCCAGGACUGGUCCUGCCACCAUGUCGACCCAGCAACCAGAACCCACAUCUGAUUUGCUUUAUUGCUGCUUCUGGCCCCUCCCGCCCCACACAGCCACACACAUACUGGCUGCUCUGCUAUGGCCAGGCAGACACACUAGUAGCUGAGGGGCCAGUGAAGAGGAAGGCCCGUGAGGGUUCUGGCCUGAAGGCUGCCUCUGCUGGAUGGUGGCCACAGCUGCUCAGGCUUCUGCGCUGCUAGGUGCACCACUGGGAGGAGAGUGAUGAAGUGAACAUUGGCCGUCAGUCCCUGUGGGGAGGCAGUUUGGCCUCAGGUGGGAGUGGCUGGGAUUGGGGUGAUGCCUUUAGGAGGGGUACCUACAUGCCUAGUUCUGGUUUGCACUGGGAAGAGUUCGGAAAUCUCCCUGGCUCCCUUAGCUAGCUUGCUCUGUCCUUUGUGCGCAUUCUGUCUGGAAUCCUGUCCUGUCAGCUCAGGAAGGGGAUUCCCCUGGGAAGGAAAGCUGUUUUCUGUUCUUGGGAGCCCAGGCUGUUCACCUUGGGGCAGGUGAAUUUGCUUGAAAACAGUCAUUGUCUUUCACCCCCCACCCCGUCACUGUGUAGUGCAAAACUUGAUUAAAGUGGCGUCUGAGAACCA